UCAUGCGGCCACUGGGAUCUCUGGACUAGCCUAGCCACCACGCUGCGAUUUUUUUGCAAUCUCUGCAGUACGCUACCUUUUAAGGUCAAGAUGUUGUUAAGUAUAAAAAGUAUCUUAUGGAUGUAUUCUACGUUAGUUAUAACAUAUAUGCUACCCAAAGUUAAAGCAGAAAAAAAAACCCUGGUAAAGGCAUCUCUGUCUGGAACUUCAGUACUGCCAUGCUUCUUUUCAACCACACCCACUAUAAGCUCCAGUUAUGCAGCUGAGUACCUUCGGAUCAAAUGGUCAAAGGUUGAACUGGAUAAAAGUGGAAAAGAUGCAAAAGAAACAACAGUCCUGGUGGCCCAAAAUGGCAACAUCAAAAUAGGUCAAAGCUACAAAGACAGAGUGUCUGUUCCAAAUCAUUCGGAGGAGACCGGUGAUGCUUCGCUGACCUUCUCUAAGCUGCGUGCAAGUGAUGCAGGAGUGUAUCGCUGUGAUGUCAUGUAUGGAGUUGAAGACACACAAAGCAUUGUAUCAUUGGCUGUUGAGGGUGUUGUGUUUCACUACCGUGCAGCAACCAGCAGGUAUACUCUGAAUUUUACACAAGCUCAGCAGACUUGUCUGGACAAUGGUGCUGUCAUAGCAAGCCCAGAACAAUUGAAAGCAGCCUAUGAAGAUGGAUUUGAGCAAUGCGAUGCUGGCUGGCUGUCUGACCAGACUGUUAGGUAUCCAAUUAGACAUCCAAGAAUUGGCUGCUUUGGAGAUAAAAUGGGAAAGAAAGGAGUCAGAACAUACGGGCGCCGUUUUCCUAAUGAAACUUAUGAUGUGUACUGCUAUGUGGAGCACAUGGAAGAUGAAGUGGUUCAUGUCUCUGCCCCUGAGAAGUUCACCUUUGAGGAAGCUAAAGAGCUGUGUCGGAAGAGAGACGGUGUCCUUGCUUCUGUUGGGAACAUGUAUGUCGCCUGGAGGAAUGGCUUUGACCAGUGUGACUAUGGCUGGCUGGCGGAUGGCAGCGUUCGUUACCCAGCCUCAGUGGCAAGGCCCCAGUGUGGUGGAGGUUUACUUGGGGUGAGAACCCUGUAUCGCUAUGAGAACCAAACAGGCUUUCCUUACCCAGAUAGCAAGUUUGAUGCCUACUGCUAUGAACGUAAAAAAGUUGCAUCAGAGCCUACAACUGUUAAGCUGACUACAGCAGUGAAAACUGACAGUGUGAGUUUGUCAUCUGCUAAAGUUACUCUAAAACCUCCGGUUUUUGAGCCUUCAAUUACUGAAAUGGCUGUCACCAAAACAGAGGUCCCUGCUUUGGAGGAAACAACCCUAGAGACAGAAGAAGAUACAGAAAUAACUACUGAUGUGGCUGAGGAAAAAAGGGAAAUGGAGGUGCUUAUGGAAAACAUUAAGUUAACCACCCUUCUACCUCAGACUGUCACAGAUGGCGAAUUAAGCACUUACGAUACACUGGGAAGGACUGAAUAUGAUGUUUCACCUAGGUUAACUGAGAGCACAUCUGCAGCUUUGGAGCUGGAGCCCACUUACUCUGAAGCAGAAUUGCCUGAGGAACAAGGUAGGUCUGAAAGCAUUGAGGACGCUUUCUUGACCUCUGUAAUUUUUCAGGAUAGCACAGAUGUAGCUAAGAGUUCCACUGGUUUGUGGGAAGAUACGGAAACAGGAGACACACAGAAACAUGAUGCUGAUAAUCAGACUGAACAAAUAGAAGUGGGUCCUAUGAUGACAGCUACAGAUAGCUUGUUACCAGCUUCUCGGAGAGAGUUUCCCAGGACAGGGACUUCAUUUUCACUAAAAGAGAAUAAUACGUAUCUUGAUGCCCACUCAACAAAAGAACCCACCAAAAAGUCAAUGGAGGUGAAAUCUGACAAGAAACUUACAACUGUUGUAAUCCCUAAGGCUUUGUUCACUGAUCAGUAUGAUCUUACUACAGAGGGGGAGGGCAGAGAGAGCAUGUACACCAUUAUGCCUGAUAGAGUUUUUAGUGUGGCUACUGGUAGAGUCCCAGAAUCAGAUGUGCCUGCUUCAUCAGAGACACUCAUAGAUGAGCAUGCAAGAAACACUGGACAAUUUUCUACAGCAGAUGAGUCAACUCCAGUCAUUAAAUUCAGUUCUGCAACAGUGUUUGAUAAUGAGGCAUCAGCUGAAGGAAGCAGAGAAGACCUGAAUGAUGUGCAACCUACUGUGUCAUCUGGAAUACCUGUAUCCUUUUCUGUAUCAGCUGUUAAUCAAACAGAAUCAGAGGCUGUUACUCUCUCAGGAAGCACUGUUUCUCCACUAGCCUUUGGAGAGAGCACCACAUCUGUUAUCCACUCAUCUCAGCAAAUGGAAGAAACAUUCAUUUUAGAGGAACAGGAAAAACCGAAGGAGACAGACACAAGAACAACGGGUAUUAAGAUCCCUCAUGCUACAACUGUCAUUCCUACAAGUGUUACAGCAGAAUCUGAGGGACGUUCUGGAAGUGAGAAGUUCACACAGGGUCCUCCAGCUUCUGGCAUGUGGCUGCUGACAGAUAAAGAUAAAGGAUAUAUGACAGAAGAGUCAUCUCAUACUAUAAGAAUGCAUGGGUUAGAUACAGAAGAUGGCAUCUCUGGGAUGGAGCCUACAUCAUCUCCAGGGCAAAUUACAGAAUACACAGACCAUCCAGAAUCUCUGAUUUCAGCAGUUACAGAUGAAACUGAGACAAGCAUGGAGCCAGAAGAAACAAAAAGUGAAGAAGAAGCUGUAUCAGCUGAAUUUGAUCAGAGCAAACAUACUACAGGUGUCUCCUACACAAGCAGCUCUUUGGAUAUGGAAAUGGUCACAGUACCCAAAAUAUUAGAGCAUGAAAGUAGUGCAACAAUGAAGUCUUUUAGCUCCUUGAGUAUUACAGUUUUCCCAAGUGUUAUAUCCACUGUCAUGGGAGUAACUGAACCUGAGGGAGAUGAAAUAUCAGGGUAUGUUCUGGAAACACCCAUUACGACCCCAGAAGCUGAACAAAUCGAAGGUAGUGAGACAUCAAUAGCAAUGCCUGCUGAGGAAGUCUCUACUGAAGUGGAGGUCUCAAAAUAUGUGGUAGAGGAAGGCCAGGCAAGUAUUGCAGCACCAACUAAGAAGGACCCAGUGACAACACAUCAAGACAGAGAAGAAUUGCCAUCAAUGGGCUUUGGAGUGACACAGGAAUCUAUUAUGUUUACAGAUGUAACAAAGGUAGAUACUGAAAACCCAACAAAAGAACUUGAUGCUUCUCUAUUUCCAGUUACUGUAGAGAGUGAGGUUACAAGAGAUAUGCCAGUUACUGAUCAGACUCCUUUUGAUGGUAUUUUUCAUUCAGAAGCAACAGAAACAACUGCAAAAUAUAGUGAGGUGUUUCCAGAAGAAUUCUCCACAAAAGAUCAAGAUACUGCCACUGAGUCUACCACACCUGUGACAUCUGCCCAACUAACUGAAAAAAGGACAGCACCAGGAUCUGAAUUGUCUCAAAUAACUAUUCAGGAAAGACUGGAUGAGACAGGUUCAGCUUAUGAUCAGAUAUAUUCAGCAACAGAAGUAUCAGUGCCCUCAGUGAACUUCACAGAUUAUGGAAGAGUUCAAGUACCCGAUGAAACUAGCACCAUGACCUUGCAUCUCACAGUGACUCCUAAAGUUGAAACUACUACUGAUCAAGAAACGAAGGUCACAAAAGUGAUGCCUAUAACAGUGGGUACCCAAGCAAAAACACAUGAAAGCAGAGGAACCCCCAGCAGGAAAGAAGAUAGUGAUGUGGUGGGCUUUGAAUCUGUGUCGCCCCCUCAUAUGAUGCUGACAGGUCAUUCUACUGUGGAAAGCAUUACUCAUCUGACUUUGGGAGCUUCUCCAAGCCAAACUGUGGAAGGUUCAGGUGUAUCAGAAGAACGUGAAGAAAUCAAAAUACCUGUAUUUUCACCUGUUGCAACAGAGAAGACAGCGACUUUCAGUGAUGCAACAACACCUUCUAUUAGUGCUGUAGAGAGUAUUCAGCCUACAUCAGCAUCCAAACCUUUUACUACUCAAAAAUCACCUCGUAUCAUUCAUGAGGAAGAAGAGGAGGUAACAAGCAAUGACAUCAUCAUAAUUGAUGAAUCUAUUUCUCCUAGUAAAACCACUGCUGAUGACGAUCUGACAGGAAAGGUGUCAGAACCAGAAAUUGAUAAGGAAUAUUUCACAGCUUCAACUGCUACUGCGGUUACACGACCUACUGCACCACCCAAAGUGAAGGAGGCCACAGAGGCUUUGCAACCUUCAGAGGUGUCUCCUUCUACUUCACAACCUGAUAGUGGAAAAGACAUAAGAUUGUAUGUUAUUCAAAUCGCAGGCAAUGAUACAGAUCAUCCGGUGAAUGAAUUUUUGGAUCUGUUCAGUCGCCAUAUGCUUCCUCAUUCAAUAGAUGAACCCCACAUUGAUGCAGAAUCAACUCAGACUGAACCCUGUACUUCAGAGUCUGUGCAGGAUUCAUCUGAAUAUAUAAUAUUGGAUCCUUUCUUUCCAAACUUUCUAGAGUUUGAAGAAGAGGAAGACUGUGAAAAUACUACUGAUGUUACAACUCCUCCAGCUUUGCAGUUCAUCAAUGGAAAACAACAGGUUACUAGUGCACCUAAGAGCACAAAAGCUGAGGAAGCAAGAAGUGACCAAAUUGAAAGUGUUGCACAUUCCAAAAAUGUAACCUUCUCUCAAAUUAAUGAAACCAACACAUUUAUAAUAGCUGAAACUGAAGCUUCUGGUACUAUGCAACCAAGCAAAGCUGGAGAAGUAAUAGGGGCGUUUGAUGUUACACAGCCAACAGCAGAUGUUGCAAUGUUAGAACCUGUCUAUAGUGGUGAGUCAGAGGUUGCCACAACAGACAAAUCAAUAGCUAUUACUUCUUCAUAUGAGCAGUCUCUGCAAAACAAUAGAGAAACUGUAACAUGGCAUGGAACUGAGGAGAGCUCUACUAAAGGCACAACAAACUUGCUUUUGAUUACUAGUGAAUCUUCUGGAGAUGGCUCUACUGAAUCUGAUUAUUCCAGUUCUGUCUUCUCAGAAAUUGUGACAAUGUCAAAAAAGGAAGAUGAUGAAAGAAAUUCUGGCUUAACUUCUGCUCCUGAUGCAUUUACUGUGGAAAGCUCUGCUUCUACUGCUUCUCUGGAUGCAGUUUCUAAUGCUGCUACAGUAGGCAUGAGUGUGAAAGACCUUAUUCCAGAAAAGACAACACCUGCUCCAAGAGCUAGUUAUAAAUCAACAAUUAAACUUCAUGCAAAUUCCCCUGUUGAAAAUAUUCUGGAAAUAAGUAGUCACACAGCAAAGCCUGUGAUGAGUGCUGCUUCUUUUGCAGUUCUAGAAGGCUCUGGAGAUGUAGAGGACAUCACUGUAAUUUCAGACAUGAUGAGGGAAACAGCAGUAACAGAAACAAAUUCAGUACAAGAUAUUUCUCUGGGCUCUGACACAGUACAGCCAACAGAAAUGUCUGUAACUGUUUCAGGAAUUGCCCCAGCUUUACCCAGAGGAAUAGGCACUCUUCAUUCUGUUUUUGAUCCAAGUUCUGCUGCAACUGCUGCCACCAAUUCUGUGUCUGAGUUCAUUAUGGAAAAAGUAGUCGACAGCACUCUUGUAGCUGAAAGGAAUGUUGAUGAUGAAAAAGAAACACAGACUGCUAUCUACUCAAGUCAGGAAGAUUCAGCUACUGCUACAGAGGGAAAUUCAGAGUGGAGUGAAAUUGGGAGUACUACUACUGAAGUCAGAACUGUAAGCCAAGAGCCCACCCUGCUCAGAAAGCCAGCACUAGUAAAAGGUACUGUAAGUUCUGAAAUAAAAAAGGUCACCACCUUUCCUUUCUUGAGAGAGAAGAAGUUUUUUAUAAAUGAGGGAUCAGCAGAAGAGCCAGCAGACAUAUUUUCAGGGAGUCCCACAAGAAAAGUGGUAAGUACUGACUCCUCGUUUACUGAACCAGGUUCUGGAGACAUAGAUGUUAUCAUUGAGUCUACUACUUUAACUUCAGUUCCAUUAAGGCUUGUCACUGAAACAGAGCACAAAGAAGAAUUUUACAGCACAGAUUAUGUUUCACUGGGGAAUGCAACAGCAGAAUAUGAAGACCAUGCAAGAACAGAUGUAUCAGCAAUAUUAGUUUCAAGUACUGGCUCAGAUGGGUUGAUAGAGGAAUCUGAAGUGUCAAGUCAGAAGCCCCAAGAUGUGUUUAGGACAGCAAAACCAGGACAACAAAACCAGGAAACAGAACCAACUUACGCAGCUCCAUCUGAAGUAAAUUCUAGAACUCAUGUUGCACCAGGAAUUAAAACUGAAGUAACAGCUGAGGUGACAUCAUCUCCAGAAUCAGUAGUUAGUAAUACAGCUGAGGUGACAUCAUCUCCAGAAUCCGUAGUUAGUAAUACCCCUCAUGACAUCACAUGGACACCUGGGACUGGCAGUAUAAAAUCAGUUGCUGACUCUACAGAAAGCAAAAAUGCAAAAGUUAGUUCUUCAACUGUCUCAUUAGGCAAGAUUCUGCUGAUUGAGCAUGGCUCUGGAGAAGAAUUCAAAGAUGACAGCACCACCACAAAACUAAUGUCUAAUGGACCUACUGAAGAAGUACUUGAAAACCAUUUCCCAUUUACUGAUCAGGGAUCUGGAGAGGCAGACACACAUACUGAAUCAUUUGCAAAAAUAGCAGUUGUGCCCACUGGGGACCAGGAAACAGAGAAGUAUGACAAAAAAGUUAGCACACCAUCUAUGGAUAGUGCCUUCACUACUGAAACUGAUGAGCUAAAAACAAGUACUGAACAUGAAUUAACCACAAAGGGGACUAUAACUGACAUAAGAAUAGAAGAGAAAACAACUGAUGAGCUGACAGUGAGAGAUUUGUCUACAAAGAUUCCUUUCAUUGAAGAUAUACAGUCUGGGGAAGACAGGCCAAUGGACAUUUCAACAAAACCUAUAGAAUCUUCUGAGGAAACAACAGCAGACCCAUUCUUUGAAAGCACACAAGGUUACCAUGAACAUUUGGGGUUUUUGAGUGUUCCGACUGUCAGUCCAUACUUGGAAGAAGAGGAAUUAGAAACCGAAUCUGUUAAGAAAAUAGUUCUACCAUUUAGUGGUGACAGAGUGACUGAGCCUGUUAAGAUUGAAAGGAAAUAUGUAAGCUCCCCAGCUGCAAAUACAGAGCAACAGGAGGAGCUGGUACAAAAUAUUUUUCCUACAAAAGAUAUUCCAAGAUCACUCCUGAAACCUAAAGAAGAAAAGCUAACAAAUCAUGAGCUCAUCUAUGAUCCAUUAUUUUCAGGACAAGGAUCAGGAGACGACUUUGCUGUUACUUCUUCUGUAGUGCCAUUGGCUGUGAAAGAAAUCAUGAGUACUUCAAGUCCUCAAACUUCUCUUCCUGCUAGUAUGGGACCCAGCCUUUCAAGUGACAAGACACAGGACUUUAUAACAAGAAGCACAGAAUCACAUGCUGAGGCUAAUGAAGAUGUUACAAGUGCUGUAACUAGGCUCCUGUCAGAAACAGAAGACCAGUUCUCUAGCUCACUGAUCACCAGUUUCCCAGCUUUAGCAGAAGAGAAUUCCAAGAACUCCAGCUCGAAAGAGGUUAAAGAGAUGACACAUUAUUUUGCUGCCACUGAGGAACCGCACAAUAAUGAAACUAACUAUUGGAUGGGAGAAAAUGAAACAGACAUGACAGUGGCUACUUCUACAAAUGUUUCUCAAGAGGAAACUUCACAUUUGCUGAUUAAAGAAGAUAUAACUCCGGUUUCUGUCAUACUGAGUGGAGCUCCUAAUCUUGAAACAGAGGAAUCACUUGUUACAGCAGCAACAAAAAUGCCAGGCAGAGUAUUACCUGAAAGCUCUGGAGAAGGAUCUGGCUGGAUUGGUGUUUUGGAUUCGUCUUCUCCUGGUAUGUUUACUCAUUUGUCAAUACCACCUAUGUCAAAAGUAGAACUAAAUACUUCAUCUAGUGUUCCUGGGGAAGUUUAUUCUGAAGUAUUGACAACAGAGGCACCAGUAGAUGGAUCACAAACUGUGAUCACAGGACUGGCAUCACUUUUUACAGAAGAAAAAGGGAUUAAGGCCAAUCCACCUGCUGUUCAGCCCAAGACAACUACCUCAGAAGAACUAACAAGUGAUACUGGAAUAUACGAGAAAAUUAUUCCCAUGAUUGAUGAUAAAAGAAGUGUUAUACUGAAUGUUUCUGUUUAUGGUGACAUUACACUAAUUGAAGAGCGACUUCAAACGCCAUCAGAGGAAACAACUAUUAUAGACAUGGAUCACUCAAAAUUGAUUCCUGAAGAUAUAAUAAGUGUGCAGACAAUGCCAAACUCUGUCAUGCAAUCAACAUAUGGUGGUGAUGAUAGCACCACAACUGAAGCAGAGAAAUAUGAUCCAACACCUAAAUUUUCCAUAACCAAGGAGACAACGCUUGGAUCCGAUGUUAAUCCUUCUUCUACUACUUCUAGUCAGCCAAGCAGUGAAUCAGUAACAGCUGGACAUGGACCAAAAUUGGAUAAGUAUUUUGGUUCAGGGAAUUCCAUGACAUUUGCAACAGAAACUCACAUCACUACUGAACUCACUGAAAAGGGCAUUUUCCUUCCAACAGCACCAUCACUGGCAAGCCCUCAUAUGCCUCAUGAGCCUAAACAUCUUGUAACAAGCGCAACAGAAGUCACCUAUGAGCUGAAUACUUCAGCAAACAACCAAGUAAUAGCAGAUCAAAGUGAAGGAGUUUCUGUCUCUGGCUUUUCUGGAAUGGGCCAAGAAGAACUGUAUGAUAAGCAGCCUGUGGUUCCUUCUCUCACACCAGUUUUGUCUACUGAGACAGAAAAGGCUUUGACAGCUGACAUGCUUGAAAUAAGUAUUAUCACCACACAGCGUACAUCCCACCUGACAACUGCAUCAUCUAACAAGAAUGAAGAAAAGCAUCAUCCUACAGUAUACACAAACACAAAAUCAGCUUCAGUAGAGUAUGAAGAAACAGAUUCAGUAAGUUUUCAUUCUGUACCUCAAACUCCUAAAUCCUCAUUAAUUGUUCAGUUAGUUAAUGGAGCAUCUGAGUAUCCUGAGGUAAUCAUUCCAAGUACAUCAUCAUCAAAGAAUCCAGAUGUGUCCAAUCACUCAUCAGAAGGAACAUUCAAAGAGGUUAGUUCUGAUAUUGCAGCAACAUAUAAACCACCCACUACAGACCUUCUUGACAGAACAGAGUCUUCUGUCCUGAAGUUUUCUCCCCAACCUGUUUCAGAAAGCAAAACUACUGAAAGUACUCCUCACUUUAAUAGAUUUGUUACAGACAAGGCAGAGGAGACUGAAAUCUUUGUAACUGAUUUCGCUGUUGAGGAAGAAGCUACUGUUUCUGGAGAUUCUCCAUCAAUACAAGUCUUGCCCACUGCUUCUCUGAAUUUUGGAGACAGAAAGAGCACGGAUGUUCCUAAAGUUAGCACAUUAAAAGUGGAAGCUUCAUCAGGGAGAAUAAACAACCCCCACCAUGAAGAUGACAGGAAUACUGAGAGUGAGUUGCCGUGGCUUUUUUCCACACCUGUUUCAGAUUCACCCAAUGGUAUUGCAAGUGAAAUAUUGAAACCAGACCAGGAAGCAGUUACAAUGCUAGUUUCAUCUUCACAACCUUUGGAUAGAAGCAUGGAAACACAAUCAGCUUUUUUCAGUCAAGAAGAGAUCACAACCAUUUCUUCUAACAUUGCAACAAACAACCCUGCCCCUGGAAACAGUCCAAUUCAAAAUGAGCAUUCAACCAUAAGCUCAGAGGAGCCAAAUACUCUUGAACUUGUAACUUCAUCAUUUUCCCUUCCGGAAGUCACUAAUGGAUCAGAUUUCCUGAUUGGCACCAGUGUGGGUUCAGUUGAAGGGACAGCAGUGCAAAUUCCAGGCCAAGAUCCUUGCAAAAGCAAUCCCUGUGUUAAUGGUGGUACCUGCUACCCACGUGGCUCAUUUUACAUCUGUACGUGUUUGCCAGGUUUCAGCGGUGAGCAGUGUGAAUUAGAUAUUGAUGAAUGCCAGUCAAACCCAUGUCGGAAUGGAGCCACGUGUAUAGAUGGCCCAAAUACUUUCAUUUGCUUGUGUCUGCCAAGCUAUGUAGGUGCUCUCUGUGAACAAGACACAGAGACGUGUGACUAUGGCUGGCACAAGUUCCAAGGACAGUGCUACAAGUACUUUGCCCAUCGGCGUACAUGGGACACGGCUGAAAGGGAAUGCCGUCUGCAGGGAGCGCACUUGACAAGCAUCCUGUCCCACGAGGAGCAGAUCUUUGUGAACCGUAUUGGGCAUGACUAUCAGUGGAUUGGCCUUAAUGACAAGAUGUUUGAGCGUGAUUUCCGCUGGACUGAUGGUAGCCCACUGCAAUAUGAGAACUGGCGACCAAACCAGCCAGACAGCUUCUUUUCUGCUGGAGAAGAUUGUGUUGUUAUAAUAUGGCAUGAGAACGGGCAGUGGAAUGAUGUACCAUGCAAUUACCACCUUACCUAUACUUGCAAGAAAGGAACAGUUGCCUGUGGUCAGCCUCCUGUAGUGGAAAAUGCAAAGACCUUUGGGAAGAUGAAGCCUCGUUAUGAGAUCAACUCCCUUAUUAGAUAUCACUGCAAAGAUGGUUUCAUCCAGCGUCACAUUCCAACCAUCCGGUGUCAAGGGAAUGGAAGAUGGGAUAUGCCUAAAAUUACUUGCAUGAAUCCAUCCACAUACCAAAGGACUUACUCUAAGAAAUACUACUAUAAACACUCCUCAUCAGGAAAGGGGACAUCAUUAAAUUCAUCAAAACACUAUCACCGCUGGAUCAGGACGUGGCAGGACUCAAGGCGCUGAGAGCUAAAUGGUGAAUGAGGAUUUCCACCAUUUCAGCCAAAGUCAUAACUUUCUGUGCCUUUUUCUAUCACUUAUAGGAGUAUU
Dryobates pubescens (Downy woodpecker) is the source of this 10839-nucleotide messenger RNA. RefSeq names its product versican (gene VCAN). Gene Ontology annotation, molecular function: hyaluronic acid binding; calcium ion binding. Gene Ontology annotation, biological process: cell adhesion. The record is from RefSeq and is a predicted model, not a curated record. The coding region runs from base 91 to 10755 and encodes 3554 amino acids. The transcript has 16 exons. NCBI's taxonomy places the organism in Eukaryota, Metazoa, Chordata, Aves, Piciformes, Picidae.